UGAGAAAUAUUUCUUCCUUUUUUUUUUAACUAACCACUGCUAUUUAAAUUUCUUAAAAAAUAAUUUUAAUUCCCAUAAGAUAAAUGUCGGGGCAGUAAGAGAAAUUUGGAGGCGGAGAAGAAAUGUCAUUCUCGGCCAACCCCUUAUCUCUGAGCGUCCCCGAGCCCGCAUUCGAGUCGUGGCUAAGAGACCAUGGCUACCUCGAAAUCCUCGACCAACGAACCUCUGACCUCCACCGCCUCUCCACCACCACCGCCACUUCCUCCUCCUCCUCUUCCUCCGCCACCACCACUAGUUCUGCUACCAUAAUCACUGGUGGAUUCUUUAUAUCGCUUUUUUCAUAUAUCGGAACCCUACUCUCUCUCUUCACUUUCAAUCCCUUCUCCAAGCUCACCUCCGACGACUUCUCCGGCGAUACUCCCUCCUGGACUUUUCGAUUUAUCGGUUCUUCUGAUUCCUACUCGUUCCCUUUGUCGACCUCUCAAGCUCGGUUGAGAGUCCACGAAAAUGUCAAGCGCUUUGCUCGCAAUUAUGCCUCUCUCUUCAUCCUCUUCUUCGCUUGCUCUCUGUAUCAAAUGCCUCUUGCUCUUGUUGGGCUGAUAUCAUGUUUGGCGCUUUGGGAUUUGUUCAGAUUUUGGGGUGAUCGAUGGGGAUUAGAUCGAUACCCUCUAUUUCGACUAAGCUUGGUUCGAGUUGCUCAAUGUGCAACUGCCGUUAUCUUAUUCUUCUCCAAUGUUCAAAUGACUCUCUCAUGCGCUCUUGGGGUUAGUUAUGCAGUUUUGAUUUUGCAUGCCUCUUUCCGGAAGCUGACUCCCACCAAGCGAGCUACUGAAGGAGGGAGGUCAAAAUAGAAGGAUCAACAGAAAGAUAUGGUGAUUUUCGGUGGAAGGCCGUUUCUAGGUGUCGUAGCUUGGGCUAAACAGUUUGCUGUAUAGUAUACCAUGUUGCUGAUCUUGAAGAUAUGAACAGAAGAAUUCCAAUUAGUUAUAAGUGUGCUUCGAAUUGUUGUUGUUUUCCAAUUUCACGUGCUUAUGUGAAAUGAGAGAUGUAGCGACUAGUUUUGCUUUUUGUUAUGCUUCUCAAAACUUGCAAGCCUGGUAGGGUUCAGUUGGGUGAAUUUUUGGCAGUGGCUAAUCAUCUUUCAGCAAAUAAUUUCUUCCAGGAAAAAAACUAAAAAUUUUCAAGCUUGGAUGAUACUCUUUUUCGAGUUUGGGAGACAUAAAUUUUUGGUUUUGUUCAGUGGAAUGGUAU
Ilex paraguariensis (yerba mate) is the source of this 1251-nucleotide messenger RNA. The record is from the annotation of a GenBank genome assembly. Lineage: Eukaryota; Viridiplantae; Streptophyta; Magnoliopsida; Aquifoliales; Aquifoliaceae.